Stegodyphus dumicola is the source of this 6291-nucleotide messenger RNA. RefSeq lists its product as uncharacterized. NCBI's taxonomy places the organism in Eukaryota, Metazoa, Arthropoda, Arachnida, Araneae, Eresidae. The record is from RefSeq and is a predicted model, not a curated record.
AACAUUGUCCAUUCCGUAGUUCCCGCCAAGCUUCCAAAACUGGGGUACAGAAGCCUUGGACUAAAAUUAUGUUACCGUGAAGUAUUGCGAUCAGAAAACUUUUAUUCAUAAUCAAGAUACCGUAACAAACUUUUCAGCUUCCUGUAAACUUCAUGGAAAAUUCUUUGACUCUUCCGUUCCGUGAAUCAAAGCUCAAACUUGUGUGGAACUGAAAAUACUUUCAGCAUUCUUUUAUUCAGUAACUAGGCACAGAUGGCGGGAUGAAGUACUAUUUUAAAAGCUAAGCUAUUGUAAUGACCACUUACUAUGUCCAUGAGUUGUCCUAGCCUCUGUCCUGUCUGUGGUCUAUUUCUGGUGUUGCUGACGUUCCUUCUCCAGUUGGUGGCUCUCACAACAAAAUGGUGGGCUACAUUCUCUGCUCGAGUAGAUCUAGGAAAGCCCAAAGAAGAUGGACACUAUGGGUUAUGGACAAUAUGUUCAACAAAAGGUCCUCACUGGACCGAGGAUUGUGAUCCUUUGGACACUUUUUUUCAAGUUCCGUCCUAUAUGCAAGUUUCUGGGAUUCUGGGAAUUAUACAUCUUCUCAUGCUGCUUACUCUCCUGCCAUUAAUAUCACUCCGAGCCAUUCAGAUAGUUAGGAAUGAACCAAGUUUGGGCGUAAAGCCUAGAACAUUAUGUAUUGUCAAAGUAUCUAUAGCUUUUCUAUCAGUGAUUAUUGCCAUAUUAGUUGCUAUAUUUGCCACUGUAGGAGAAAAUCUUCAAUCUGAAUACUCUGUUACUAAAGGAUGGUCUUUCUGGAUACAGAUAUCAGUAAUUGGAGCCGAUAUACUCGUCACUAUGGUAUGUGUCAUUGAAAACUUCAGGUUUUGGCAGCAACAUAUUCAGCAGCACGUAGAUCCAGAAGGCAAGAGAGCUGAAACGUAUGGAAACCCAACUUUUGAUGCAGAUUCACCAGAACCUACAAGACGCAGACAUUCCAAUAACGGCGUUAUAUCUUAUACUGAAUCCAGUGGUUAUCCGUAUAACCCAAAUGUUGCAGUGAAUGAUUCGCCCAAUAAAAACCAUGGUUAUGCGAAGAAAAGUGGGAAUAAGGUAGAAAAAACCGCUUUUCACUCAAAGAACAAAGAAAAUAACGCUAGAACUCUAACUUAUGAGAAUGAAUCAUAUCAAGAACAUUCUCCAAGUGCCAGGAGAUAUCACAGAAAGUAUAACCAAUGAUUCAUUAUUGGAAGACAGUGAUUAUUCGUUUUGGAUCUCGGAACUUUAGAGAAAAUAGUGUUUUCUACUUAGAAUGUUUUUGGUGGAAAAAAUAUUAGAGUUUUAAUUUUCCUCUUUCUUCUGUAUGUGUUUAAAAGAAUAGAGCUUGCAGUUUUUCGGUGGCUUAUAUAAUAAGUUAUAGAUUUAAUUUUUUUGUUAUAAUUUUUAUUUUUUUUUUAUUUGUGGAGAUUUAUAUUCCGUCUCAUAUUAUCGUACUUUUUUUAGGAAAAAAAAAUACAUUUUAUCAUUUCGUUCUUAACAAUCUAUAAGCUUGGCACUGCCCCAAAGAAAAAAAAAUAACUAAGAUGUCAUUGUAGUUUUCUAAUUAAUAUUUAUCAUUACACAGAAAAGAGGUCUCGAUAUUGACCAUGAAAAAUUAUGUUAGUUUGGCUUUAGAAAAUGUUUAAAUUAUGCUUAUUCAUCUACUGGUAUAAGUGCUAGUCAUGAGGCGCUUAUUCAACAUUAACAGUUAUUUUCAUAUAACUUCAGAAUUAUCAAUGCGGGCUCAUAAAUUAUUGAUGUCACAACAUUUUGUUUGUUUCGUAUUGUUGCGGGCUGCCGGUUCGAUGAUAUCUCUCUGAAUGAUCACUUCGAAUAAAAGAAGAAAUUAACAGUUUAUUAUUAAAAUUAAUUAUAAACAACACAGUAAAUAACUUAAACAGCUUAAGCAGAUAUAAACAAUUCCUAGUUAAUGCACAAGAAAUAUCGGCAGUUGCCAAAAUUCCUUGCUGAGUAAACUCACAAUUCCGCUAAAUGUCGCAAUAGAAUAAUAGCCAAAACAACUGCAACACAUUACGUAAGCUUUACAUAAGCUAUUUUUACAUUCUGAACGUUGCCAUACUCAGAGGAACAAAAUCAACAAAUCCAUAUAAGAAACAGCACUUAUAAAAAUUAAAAAAAUAUAUGUAGCUACAAAUACAAUUACCGUACUUCCGAAAAUUCAUUGGCACAUACCACUAAGGCAACAUUUAUGAAAAUAGAUUGGUAAUGAGCUAUGACCUCUAAUACAGUGUAUUAGCUAAUCAGUUUAAGUACAUCUUUUGUUGCUGAUUUUGUGAAAGAACGGAUAGGCACGAUGACCUUGUAAUGUAUGGUCCUGUUCAUCUUGCCAUUUUGCCCUAAAGAAAUCUCGUUUGAGAUAAGGGUCUGGUGAGGGCAGAACAGGGAAUUCGCUUCGAUGUUGCGAGCUGCCUCUUUUGCCAGGUUCGUCGCUUUUCGGAUGGCACAAACUGUCCUUCACCAUCGAUAGAGAGACUUAUAUCAUCGAUAAGAAAGUGGGCGUUGUUUAUCGAUUAUGAAGUUUUUAAGUAAACAAAAUUCAAUUAUUUUCCCCCUCAUGUGCUCUACCAUCCUUAAUUAUUAUUUUAAAUCGUACAUAAACAGUCACUACAUUCUAAUAUCUAUUUUAUAUAACCAUGCAUUAUUUCUGCUUAGACAACAAUACAGACAUAUAUUAAUUUUCAUCACAUUUUAGACUCAUUACAUGCAUAAUUGCUGUUUUUCAUUAACAAGAGAACUAAACUAAGCAUAUCAAUACUUUUGAACAUUGCAUCAGGAAUAUGAGUCAAUUUAUGUUUAUUAAGAGUUUUAUAAAGGUCUCAUGAUGAAUUAAUUCGAAUAAUGGAAACGAUUAACUGUAUCAUAGAGAUUUAUUCGCAUUGCGUAGAGUCUCCUAUAUAACAAGAAAAAAAAUAAGGUAGGCCUUUUCCUUUCUGCAAGAUUUUCUACAUAGAGCCUUACCACAAUUCUGCAUAAAACGUAAACGAAGUAUCGAGACUUAGCAAUCGAUUAUAAAGAGCAAAUUUUAUCAGCUAUUCCCCAUCGAUGGUGAAAGGGUAAUUUGUACCAUCCGAAAAAGCGGCAACCUUUUGCCAGUGCUUGUGCUCGCUUAUUUCCGUAAUUUCCCAUAUGUGCUUUUAUCCAGUGGAGGUGGAAAUUAAGGCAUCUGAAGCGCCAUAGGUUACUUUGAAUAUUAUUGAUGAUAUGAGACCUUCGGUCGGGAUUUAGGACGACGCGUAGCGCUGGGAUACUGUUGCUGUAAAAACAGGCGUACUACUAUCUGUUGUUUACAGCAUGAGGUACUGCAGUAUUGCUAAUAAGUACCCUUUUGCUUGGAAGAUGAUAUUGUUGGGCGUAAGUUGUGCUUUCCAUGUCUAGAAUUCUUGUUUGUUUGGUGUACUGAACAAAGGCGCACCCAGUUUCAUUACUUCGGACUGAUCCAGUUGUAUAGUUAACAAACUUCGUCUUGGAUGUGGUAAACUGUUGUUACCGGUAUAUACUUCUAUUAUCCUCUGCUGACAGCUGGGUUAAUAUACAGCUGUUGCUCGAUGCUGCAUGUGCAUUAGGGUGGAACCAUGUAUUGUGGAACUGCGUUUGUUUCCAGACUGGAGUUUAUGGCAAUGAAAUCUGCAUAUCCAAAUUUCAUAUUCCUUCCCCAACCGCAGAAAUGCUCUCUUUCAUAUCAGUGGCAUUCGCUACUGCCUCUCAGCGGCAUUCGGUACGAUUGUGUCCACGGAACUUGGGACUUUCAUCUUUAUGAUGGCUUUUAAGUGAUCUUUACUCCUCUUAGUUAUAGACAUUCAUUCAUAAGAGAUCCCACUUCUGGCACCAAGUUUUACGGGUUACGGUUCAGUGAUAUCUCUGAUAUCUCUUAAUGAUUACUUCGAAUAACAGGAAGAAAUUAACAAUUUAUUCUAAAAAUUAAUUACAAACAGUACACUAAAUAACUUGAAACAGCUUAAGUAGAACACAGGUAUAAGCUAUUCCUUCUUAAUCUGCGGGAAAUGCCGGCAACUGCUAAAAUCACUUGCACAGUAAAUUCGCAGUUCAGUUAAAUUUCGCAACUGAAUAACAACCAAAACAGGAUCAACAAAAACCUGCUGGAGCUCACUUAGCUAUAUUUUUCUAAGAAACAAGCUUCCAGAAAAUUCAGAAAUGAUCUGUCCCCAAGGCUUGUGAUCUCGCGUUUUACUUGUGCUAAUUUUACAUUCUGAUCGUGUGCUAAUUUUACAUCCUGAUUGUUGCCCUUGUUAGAAAAACAAAAUCAACUAUUCCAUAUAAGGAACAACACGUAUAUGAAAAUAAAAAAUAUAUGUAGCCACAAAUUUGAAAAAAAAAAUGCAACAUUGCAGUAAAACGAAUUUAAAUAUUUACAGACAAAUACCUACAACAUACAGACAAAACAAUAUAUAUUUCAUUGAGACUUUAUACAAGAUGUAUCCUUUUUUAUUUUUUACCGUGUUUUUUUUUUUUUUUUGUAUACAGAUGUUUAUUUCUUAAAUCAUUUACUUUAAAGUUUAACAAAAGAGACUUAAUUACCUUAAAUAAUUAUCAGCUGAAUUUCAUUUUCUAAUUAGCUAUUUUAAAUUCUUUGGAUAAAGGUGCUUCAAGAUAUAACAUGAAUUUAAAUGAAUGGCAAGGAUAUUUGAAUUAUUUGAAUAUACAUGAACGUACUGCCUUAUUCUAAAUAUGAAUGAUAAUAAAUUACUUUUUCAUUGGUAAGAUAAAUUCAGGUACACUUUUACUUUUGAUAUGAAUUAAAACAACCAAAAUAACCUUAAAAUAUUAUACGUUUGUUAUCAAUUGCUCUCUUUCAAUUAUCUAAACACGUGUAUUUAUUCAUUUGAUAAAAAAGCCAUAGAGAUCAGGUAAAAUAGAAUCUCACUUUACUCGUAAACCUGUCUUAAAAAGGCUUAGUUUUAAUUACUCAAGAAAAACUGGUUUUAUUAUAGACAGUGACAUUACUAAUGCAACAAAGAACAAAAGCAUAGCUACACUAAUAUCAAGUGUCUGCAAAUAGCCUGACUUUGAUAGUCAACAAAAUGAGAGCCUGCAUUUACCUGAAAAUUGAGUAUAAGUUUAAAAUCACCAUGGAAUUUUUACUAUAAAAACGAGAAGGUGAAGGUGCUAACUUUUUUUUUAUAUAUUAUUCAAAAUUGUACUGAAAGUGAUGUAAAGAUGCCAACCAAAAUAUUUCAAUUAUAAAAUAUCGGUUUAAAGAAAAUUUUAAAAAUACCUCGCAUGAGAGUCUUGUUCAUUAUUUUAUGCAAUGCUUAAACAUGCAUAUAAAAUAAUUUUUAAGUUAUUAUUUUUGCUUGUAGCUAUAACUAGUCAUAAUCACCUUUAUAUAAUUUUUAAUUAUAUUAUUUAUAAUUAUAUACUAUAUGUUACUGUAUAUAGGUUAAAUAAUCGUAAAAAUCUUACAAUUCACAAUAAAAAUAAUUUUUCUGCUUCUUGAUAAACUGAAUUUUUUAAUAAAUUUCAGUAAAUUAAAAAUACUGAGCUUUUUACCUCUGAUUUUCAAAUUUAGUACUGGAUUUAUGUAAUAACUGUAAUUUAUUGUACACGCCCACACAUGUAUAUGAUAUUUUAUAGGUUCGCAGUCGUGAUACGUUGAUAGAAUUUAGCAGAGAGCUGACUAAAGAAGACAAAAACAAUUUACUUUUUAUUCAUGGCUGAUAAAACUGUUGCGUAGAUUUGACUAGAGUGAAAAAUCACAACUUGUUUGAUGUUUAAAACAUCAUUUUUAUUUUGAACAGGAACAAUUACUCUGAAUUACAUUUUAGCUGAAAUUGCUACCACACUAGGAAUUCUAAACGCGCCCCACAAUUUCUAUAUACGCAGUUUGAAUUUCAGAUAAUAGGAAAAAAAUAACUUUAGGAAAAACACAUGAAUUUUUCAGGCAGAGCAAGCAAGUAAAAGAGUUGAUGUGUAAUAACUGCAGUAGUAUUUAUAAGUUCGGAAAGUCCUUUGUUUUAAUCCUGAGCGGCGAUUGGCCAAUACUGUAUUGGCCAAUCACCGCUCAAGAGUAAAGGAUUCAGAAUAAGAUUGUAGUAUAAAUGUGUAAGUUAUGUUAAUAUCUCAACGACAACUAGGUUUAAAUUCAUUGCAUUAUUGUUUAAAUAAUGGUUUCAACCAUAUACCUUUGUUACUAAAUAUGUUGUUUGUUGUGAUAUUUGUUACUAAUCAUCUACCAGGAUUUAUACUGGAAAUGUGUGUAGUAUACAUUAUUAAUAAAAUAUUCUUUCAUAUGAA